AUGAGUGUUCCAGCAUUAAUCAGGAUCCGGGGUGGUCGCAGCGACGACCAUCUACAAGACGAUGGAAUUCCUACAAUGAUCCAGAUCCCCUGCUUAUCUUCUUCUUGCCAUGACGACAACCACACACGCCUGAGCAAGUCGAGCAAUUCCCUCAUGGACUUGUCCUCUCAAGGCCACUCCUCGAGCGGUCGGUGGGAAUCCAAUACAAGUCUCUGUGAAUCGUCGGGAUGUUCCUCUUCGGCGGCACCACCCAAGCAACCGCGUCGUCGAACGAGCCGAGAACGAAAGUCCUCCAAAAACAGUGACAAGCCACCUCGUAUCCCACAUCUCGUCUCUCCCGGAUCAUCGAGACAUCAUCAUCCACACUAUCAUCGAGACUCGACGACGAGCUCCAGGAGGACAUCGAGGCAAGACAUGAUUGCAACUCAUCGAAGUCGAAAUGAUCCUCUGGUGAGUAAGUUCCUGGAUCGCCAUGCUGGAGAAUUGAAUAUCAAGACCGUCAAGGCUCUGCGGGGUGGUCGAAGGUAA
This is a messenger RNA of Seminavis robusta, 528 nucleotides long. NCBI's taxonomy places the organism in Eukaryota, Bacillariophyta, Bacillariophyceae, Naviculales, Naviculaceae. The record is from the annotation of a GenBank genome assembly.